Sparassis crispa is the source of this 1014-nucleotide messenger RNA. RefSeq names its product Probable glutamine amidotransferase. NCBI's taxonomy places the organism in Eukaryota, Fungi, Basidiomycota, Agaricomycetes, Polyporales, Sparassidaceae. The record is from RefSeq and is a predicted model, not a curated record. The coding region runs from base 1 to 1014 and encodes 337 amino acids. The transcript is spliced from 2 exons.
AUGUGUCGAUGGUUCGCGUAUCUCUCCAAGUCGGAACCCUGUCUCUUGGAGGACGUACUCAUUGUCCCUGCCCAUUCUUUGGCGAAGCAGGUGCACGACCACUAUUUGCCCAUGCUGGCUUACUACGAACCCGACUCUAAUGCGCGCGACACGGACAAGGAGAUUAAACUCCGCAACAGUUUGUAUAAUUUGGAUGGGCUUGGAAUGGCUUGGUACACAACAUCUCGGGCAGAAUUCGGGGAAUGCGAUGGACCACACCCGGCUGUGUACAAAGUCCUCCGCCAGCCGAUGAAUGAUCCGGCAUUCCUGUCUGUUUGCGCCAACACCUCCACACUAGCCGUCUUCGCACACAUCCGCGCCGCCAGCGGCGGCACUGCCAUCACAGAGUACAACAACCAUCCCUUUCAAUUCGGAAGGUGGUUGUUCAUGCAUAACGGUGUCAUCGCGCACUUCAGCACGAUCAAACGGCAGCUCAUCGCGGAGAUAUCAGACGAGGCUCUGCAGCUGGUGCGGGGUACGACGGACUCGGAGCAUCUCGCUGCCCUGUUCUUCACGUACCUUGAAGAGAAGAAAGGUGCAACCGCAUGGGGAACGAGUCACACGCUGGAGGAUGUCAAGCACACGCUGGAGAAGGCAAUCUCCAAAGUGCUUGAGAUCCAGAAGCAGGUGGUAGCGCAGCCGGACGCGUCGAGCUUAAACAUCGCUAUCACCGACGGUACACAGCUGCUCUGCAUCCGAUUCCGAAACCAUCCCACGGAACAUCCCCCAUCCCUUUACUUCUCCACGCAGGCAGGUGUAGCCCUCAAUCGGAAAUACCCUGGGCACCCCGACAUGGAGUGGACACAUAACUCGCAGACAUUGAAGGACGAUCACGAGCACGGAGAGCAUAUCAUCGUCGCUAGUGAACCUACUACUUUCAAGAAGCAGGACUGGGAACUGUUGAAGAAGAACGAGUGCAUCAUGGUGGACCCGAACAUGGUAUUGACACGGUCAUCGGUCGAAAUAGCAUACUGA